UUCCUCUGUUUCCUUCUUACUUCUCAUAUUCAAAGUCAACAAAGAUGAUGCAACGCUGUGGAAGCUACCAAUGCUACUCCGCCGGAGAGUGUUCUUGUGAGGCUGCGUUUUAUGGGCAGCAGACUACCUUCUUCUCCAUGCCUGCUUACAACAAUAAUUACUAUGAAUCUCAACAUUAUUCUUUCCAAUCCUCUUCUCCGGUUGUCGAUUGUACGCUCUCUCUCGGUACCCCCUCUACUCGUAUGACGGAGUUCGAUGAGAAACGCCGCGAGGAGCAGCAAUCCGCUUCUAAUUUCGCCUGGGAUUUAUCUCGCACCAAACAUCCUCCCUCCUCUAAAAGUGGCCGCCGUGGGGGUGAUAAAUCCAGCUCCAAUGCUGACCAAAUGUUAGCUCGCCACUGCGCCAAUUGCGACACCACUACCACCCCCCUCUGGCGCAACGGCCCUAGUGGCCCAAAGUCGUUAUGCAAUGCGUGUGGGAUUAGAUACAAAAAGGAAGAGAGAAAAGCAGCGAGUUCAGGGCAGCAGGCGAGUUCGAUGUACAGAAACGAGACAAGCUCGUGGCUUCAGCACCACUCGCACAGCCAAAGAACGCCCAGAUUCACACAUGGAAUUGGGAAUGAUAUGAAUCCGGGCGUGGCCAUUCUGUCAUGGAGCCUCAACGACACAGAACAACCUCAGCUUUACUACGACUUCACAAGUUGAAAUAAAAAAAAGACAACAACAGAACAGAACAGAACAGAGCAGAGCAGAACAGAACAGAACAGAACAGCACGAUGGGCGAUGGGGAGGAUGUUGGGGUGUUCUUCUUUUUCUUUAAUUUUGUUUAAUUUUAAUUAAAUUAACUUUGUUUUUAUACGGGGAAGAACAAAAAAGAAGAGAAAAAGAGAAAGAAAGGCAGGGCUAUUAUGUUGUUGAAGGAAUUUUCAAAGAUGGGGAGACGGGUUUUUGGAAAUA
Molecule: messenger RNA, 956 nt
Organism: Cucurbita pepo subsp. pepo (vegetable marrow)
Lineage: Eukaryota; Viridiplantae; Streptophyta; Magnoliopsida; Cucurbitales; Cucurbitaceae
Product: GATA transcription factor 18
Biological process (GO): regulation of DNA-templated transcription
Molecular function (GO): sequence-specific DNA binding; zinc ion binding
Source: RefSeq, a predicted model, not a curated record